Messenger RNA from Ornithodoros turicata, 8120 nucleotides. It is a transcript of the gene BRWD3, whose product is annotated as bromodomain and WD repeat-containing protein 3-like. Gene Ontology annotation, molecular function: protein binding. Gene Ontology annotation, cellular component: nucleus. The coding region runs from base 132 to 5819 and encodes 1895 amino acids. Gene Ontology annotation, biological process: cytoskeleton organization; regulation of cell shape; regulation of transcription by RNA polymerase II. NCBI's taxonomy places the organism in Eukaryota, Metazoa, Arthropoda, Arachnida, Ixodida, Argasidae. The transcript has 33 exons. The record is from RefSeq and is a predicted model, not a curated record.
ACGCAUUCGGUUCAAUGUCGUUGUAAAGUUGCGAUCUUUAUUUUGUGCCCAACAUGACUGAUUCGGAGGAUUUGUACGUUGUUUUCUGAUUGACUGAACGAUGAUAUGGUGCUAUAUACAAUGAAAUAGAGAUGUCUAAUGUAGUACACAACAUCUCUUCGCAAGAGAACAUCGAGAAAGAGCUGUAUUUCUUGAUUUCGAAGUUUUUGAGCAAUGGUCCCUGCACGAAAGCAGCUGAGGCUUUACGUAGAGAGAUCGAGGAGAACCAUCUUUUGCCAAAACGCAUAGAUUGGCUUGGAAAUGAGCAUCAUCGAAGUUUUAGUGACCUAGAACGGGCCAACGGCUUCAUUUCUGCCGACUACCUGCUAAGAAUAUGCUCUCGAGUUGGACCCCUCCUCGAUCAGCUGUAUCCAACAGGAGUCGCGGGAUCCUGUUCGCUGCUCGGGUCAGGAAAUUAUUCCUUGCUCAGGCAGAGCUCCAGAGUCCGAAAAGUCCGCACAAGUUGUGAUGCUACCGUGCGUCGACAUGGAGCGGCACCGUGCCUUCCACCCGGUGUUGGUCCCCCCAAUAUUGCAAUGGUACUACAGGGACGUUCCCUGAAUGAACUGCCGAGCGCCUCGCAACAACUUUCCAUCAAGUUUUUUGCCAAGGCACAACUUUUUCGAAGACUCCUCGGCCAUCUGUCGUCUGUUUACUGUUGCCUCUUCGAUCGUAGCGGCUACUACAUUUUUACGGGCGCCGACGACCUACUAGUGAAAAUAUGGUGCGCAACCGACGGCCGCCUGCUGGCAACAUUGAGAGGCCACUCUGCGGAGAUAACGGACCUGGCUGUGAGCCCCGACAACGGGCUCCUGGCCGCGGGGUCGUGCGACAAGGUCAUCCGUGUGUGGUGCCUUCAGACAUUGGCCCCAGUUGCCGUGCUCUUGGGGCACACUGCCAUGGUGACGUCCCUGAGGUUCUGCCCGUAUCCGAAAGGCAAUCGACAGUUCCUCGUGUCGACUGGAAACGAUGGGUGCGUCCUGUUCUGGGACUACUCCAGCACGACCAAGACGUUCAAUCACAAGCCCCUGAAGUUUGUGGAAAGGAGCCGAGCUGGUGCGCAGAUGGUGUGCUCCUCUUUCAGUCCAGGAGGUACAUUUUUGGCCACUGGAAGCACAGAUCACAUGGUGAGGGUCUAUUACGUCCUGGCAGCCAACGGUCCAGAGCGUAUUGCUGAGCUCGAGACCCAUACGGACCAGGUGGACAGCCUGCAGUUCGCCAACCAUAGCUGUCGCUUCGUCAGUGGUUCCAAGGAUGGCACCGCCAACAUAUGGAGCUUUGAACGUCAACAGUGGAGAGCCAUUACCCUCAAGAUGGCCACCAAGCUCAUCGGCACGGAGGAGCAAAUCGAGGAGGAUCCUAAGCAGAAGCUCAAGGUGACCAUGGUUGGAUGGAGUCUGGACGACAAGAUGGUGAUCACUGCAAUCACGGACUACUCCAUCAAAGCUUGGGACAGCAACACCGGGAAGUUGAUUCAGACACUCACUGGACACGAGGACGAAGUGUUUGUGCUUGAGAGCCAUCCAGUGGACAGCCGUAUCCUGCUCAGUGGUGGCCAUGAUGGUCGCAUCGUCCUCUGGGACCUCAUGACUGGCACGAUGAUACGCAGUUUCUUCAACAUGAUCGAAGGCCAAGGCCACGGUGCGGUAUUCGACUGCAAAUUUUCUCCGGACGGACUCCUCUUCGCAUCCACGGAUUCGCACGGCCACAUUAGCAUCUUUGGCUUUGGAUCCAGUGAUCCGUACAAGAAGGUGCCGGACGAACAGUUCUUCCACACGGACUACCGUCCGGUGAUCCGCGAUGCCAACCAGCAUGUAUUGGAUGAGCAAACACAGUCCGCGCCCCAUCUCAUGCCUCCACCAUUUCUGGUGGACAUUGACGGUAACCCCUACCCUCCGGCGCUCCAGCGGCUCGUUCCCGGCCGUGGACGCUGCUUGGACUCUCAGCUUGUUCCUUACGUCGCUGUCCUUGCAAAUGGGGAGGCAGAGAUUUUGGAGCCGGUGAUGCCAAACGGAAAUGAGGAAAGGGGCAUGAUUGAUGAGAUGAUUCAGAUUCUCGAAGUGCAGCAGGCACGGCUCGGACAACAACAACAACAACAACCGCAGGAAGCCCAUGGUUCCCUGCAGUCUCCUGCGAGGCCCUCGCAUCGUGCUUCGAUCACAGGUCACUCUCCCGGUCCACAUCACAGCCGAGUGGGAAUGCGCCGGACGGGAGAUGUGGAAGGCGUACGGCAGUCGUCGGGCAAUUGGCAGUCGCGGGACGACACGCAGCAGGGGCCCAGCCAGGUACCGCGUCCCGCUCGUCCCGGCUGGAUCGUGAGGCCCCUGCCACCCGGCCUGCAGCAGAGUGCCGACACCCGGGCCGUGGCCAUGGCCAGGCGAGAGCAGCUACUCUUUGUCGUCGAGAGCCAUCGGCGCCGACAGAAUUCUGAAGCGAAACCUCCUGCAGAAAACGUGCUAAUGCUCAACAGCAGGCACACUAGGAAAGCAGCUGCACAAAAGUCCAAGGCGAAGAGCUCGCAAACAAGAUCGACGCGUAGUGCCCCUUCAAACAGGGAAGAUCCAGAAGAUGCGGAAGAAGUUACAAUGAGCUCAACUACAGACACCAAUGCAGUCGCCUCAGACAGCUCGGAGUCAAGUUCGAGCGAAUCUGACGACUCCGAAUGGUCCGAAACACCCAAGGCGUCGAAGAAACCAUCCGCUACAAAGACUUCCAAACGUGUGCCGAGAGCGAUGCAGCGGCAAGAGGCAGAAGACUACGACACGAUUGACAGCGGAGACACGGAUGAAAACGAAGACUCUGGCGAUUUUGAAGACGAAGCAGACGUCAGCGAAAGCGAGAAGAAGACCGUGGAGAAUGGAGAUGGAGGGGGACGUAGAACGAGAGCGAAGGCUAAAAACAGCGACGACGAUUACUCUGACGGGGAACAGAAAAGAAAGAGUGCGCGGAACCGGGAAAGGAAGCGGCAGAGGAAGAAACAGGAGGCGAGGGCGCCUCCUGGUGGUGGCAGCAGCAGGAGGCGGUGUACAAUGGCCACGGCAAAGGAUGAGAUCGCUGAGCAGUCGACAGAAUCCGCAUCUCCGGAAAGGCCAAGCGCCGGACCAUCUUCGCUACCUCCAACCAACAACAAGAGCGUCCUGCGUCCUCCGGACUGGCUGACAGACGUCUUCCCACGAAGGACGCCAUACUUUCCGCAAGUGGGGGACGAGGUGGUCUACUUCCAUCAGGGCCACCAGGCAUACGUGCAGGUUGUCAAGCGUUGCCGUGCGUACAAGGUCAAGGAUCACUCUCAACCCUGGGUUCGGCACCACAUCCGCGAGCAAGAGCUUGUAAAAGUGCUAGACAUCAAGUUUGAGCUCUGCCCACCCCACCUGUGCUGCCUCAAGGUCCAGCCCAUCGACCCCAGCAAGGGACUUCCAGACGGCGACCGCUUCGUGAUCCGUUACCACGACAUGCCGGAUGUCAUCGACUUCCUCGUUCUUCGACAGACUUACGAUCACGCCAUGAGGAGAAACUGGAAACCGGGAGACCGUUUCAGAAGCAUAAUUGAUGAUGCCUGGUGGAUGGGUACCAUCAACGCUCAGUCACCACUCCAGCCGGAGUUUCCAGACUCGAUGUUCCAGUGCUUUACAGUAACGUGGGACAAUGGAGAAGCAGAACGCAUGAGUCCUUGGGACUUUGAGCGUAUCGACCCAUGCAGGUUGCCGGAAAACGUCGGUGGCGCCGUGCCAGUCACUCAUGACGAGCGCCAGAGCCUGAUAUACCGACCCCGUCUGGGCGAAUGGCCACGUUGCGGCCGAGACGCGUUUUGCGACCGCCUGGUGCAGGGCAUCGACAACGUCAUGGAGCUGUCCAUUGCGGAACCGUUCUCCGUGCCGGUGGACCUCAACGCCUACCCCAUGUACGCGAGGGUCGUCGCUUAUCCCAUGGACCUGACAACCAUUCGCACACGACUCGAGAACCGCUUUUACAGGAGAGCGGAAGCGGUGAAGUUCGACAUUCGGUUCAUCGAGGUGAACGCAAAAAAAUUCAACGAGCCUCAGAGUAAAAUCGUGCAGAAGGCUGUGCUACUUGUCAGGCUGUUGUCGACGUUUCUCGAUGACCAUUCCUGCCGUGAUGUCAUCAAACUCUACCAGAAACUGGUGGAGAGCAACAGUUCAGCGGAAGGGUCGAGCCGUGCAUCGGAACAGGGCGCGGACAGCUCUGGAUCGUCGGACGUCGAAGUGGGCGGGUCGUCGUCUGCGUGGUCUGGAAGCAAGCGGAAGAAGGCUAUGCCGAGGCGAGACGCAAAGCGGUUGAAGGCUGGUGUUCCGGCGCCCAUCUGCUCAUCCACGUGGAAGACACAGUGUUCAAACCUGCUGAAUCUGUUCUUCGAGUGCGAGGACUCCACACCAUUCCGCCAACCGGUCGACAUCAACGUCUACACGAACUACCUCGACAUCAUUGAUCACCCGGUGGAUUUGAGCACCGUGAGGGAUCGUCUGCAAAGCAACCGCUACCCGGACCCCAUGGAGUUCUGCAAGGAUAUGCGCCUUAUCUUUGCAAACUCUAGGAACUACAAUACAAACAAGAAGUCGAGGAUAUAUUCAAUGACGAUUCGUUUGUCUGCCAUGUUCGAAGAGAGGAUACGCUCGAUCGUUAGCGAUUGGCGAUCCGCAGUGAAGUAUGAAGCAAAGGUGAAGAAUAAUCAGUAUGUCAGUCAGAGACGACACCCAGCAAAUGUUGAAUUUGCAUUUCAAGAUGCGCAGCCGUCCUCGUCUCGAAGCAGUGCACGAGCAAAAGUCGUCGUCGAACCGGUGCCAACAGUCAGGGCAGCUGCGUUACGAGCUAAGAAGUACAUGGAGGAGUCCGACAGCCUUCUAGAUGAGAGCGAUGAUGAAUGCGAGUCCAACAAAGAAAAUUCUCGUGUCAACGGCACGAGACCUGUCAGAGUCAAAGCUCAAGAUAACGUGCAAGUCAACGACCGGCGUAAUCGCUCAACCAAAAUGUGCACUACAAGACCAAAGAGGAGCCAGCGUCAACGUCAACCUCCGCCGCCGCAUCGAACUAGAAGCGCAUCUUCCAGCGAGAAGGAGCUUGUCCUCGAAAGCAGACUUCGCAAACGGAAAGCCACGCAGAAAUUUACGGACGACACCACGGACGAUGAUGACGAUGAAGAGAGUGAGGAUGCUGAAGAUGAAGAAGAUGAGGAGCAGGAAGAUGAGAAUGGAGAAUGCAACGAGGAUGGCGAGGAAAAUGGCGAACAGGAGAACGACGACGACGACGAUGAAGAAUACAAAGACGAUGAGGAGGACGACGUUCCUCCGCGUCGAAAGUCCACGCGCCGUGCUGCGCGGACCAAUGUGAUAGGCAGCGACGACAGCAGCACCACGAGCAGCAUCAUUGCGACAACUCGGACUCGAAGUAGGACACGCGUCGUUGACAGUGACCAUUCCGAGGACAACGCGGGGAGCUCGCGGAGCAGUGGGACCUCUGUGACGUUUGUGACGGACCAUGAUUACGGCAUGCCGCGACGAUCAUCGCGCACGCCGCGUCCCCCAAAGACGUUUGAAACGGAGAAGCCACAGGCACCGAAAGGGAGGAGGGUGGAGACGCGGAAUCGCGGCCACCAGACAGUGCGUUACAGGGAAGAAGAAGAAGAGGAAGCGUCCGAUGACGACGACGAUGAUGAUGAUAACGACGGCUUGGACUGCCACGCGCGCGAAGUGCUGUCCGUCAGCAGUCGCGGGCGACUGCGCAAACUGUCGAAGCAUGCCACGCGGGCCAUGGUGGCGCAGUGAUUGUGUGAUAGGACUUCAAUUGAAAAAAAGACAGUCGAAAGAAAACCUAAUGUCAGACGUAGCACCGCUACCGAGACUGCUAACUUGGGUGAGUUACUCUAUGUAUGUACUUGUGUGUUAUGCGUUGGAUAGCAGGAAGACACUGCACACUGCUUUUCUUACGUUCUACGUGCAUCUAGGAAAAAUUUCCGUAGCACUUCGAUGAUUGGGCAUAGGCCCGACUGUCGUAAAAAUCUGAAAUUUUUGCCAUUGAAUACGUUCAGCUUAAUGUUGUACGGGAUGAUUGUAAACCGCCGUCUUAUGACACCACAAGAUUAGCAUCGACUAUUGAAAUCGAGGCGUACCGAAUGGCAUUGAUAAUCUUUUGUUUUUGUUACUGUACUUUAAUCAGGACGCUUAGGUACAAUUUAACGGAGUACCACUAAGCAAAAUCUCUUGCACGACGCAGGAAAGUGACGGUUAAAGCUCUUGGUGCGAAAUUUUCGACAAAAAGUAUUUAUUCGAGGUGAUUUUUUUUUUUCUAGUCUAGAAAAAAAAAAAAAAAAUGGCAGCGAUACUUCGUGUGUGCCUAUUUUUCACAUUUGAGCGUUAAAUUUGCGAGAGGACACGCGGAAGCAUGUGUUUUUCUUUCUGGCAAGUUUUCCAAUGGGUACUGCCUGGUUGUAACUUGGUUUUUGUCGGCUUUGAGGGUGAAUUUUGAGGUUUGUGUAUGUAUAUAUAUAACGUGUACAAAGUUUUGCCUGAAAGUUUAAGGCAGUGCAGCUCAGGAUUAUUUCUUGUAUUCUCUACGUUAAUCCCAGCUUUUCUUGCUCAUAACUAUUUAUUUCUCAUCGCAGCAUGUUGCGUAAAGCGGUGGCAUGUCAGAUCAUCAUGUGAGCAAUUGAGCGUACUUGAUUUGUUAUUUUGAAUGUGUACUUUUGCACAUGAGUGUCUGUAGCUGGAAAGCACAAUAUUGUUACAGUGAUAAGCUGUUGUUAAACAUUUUGUAAAAGAUUGUUGACCCAAGAUAAAACGAUAUGUUGUGGAAACUUUUUGUGCACAGGUCAGUACUGGGAGCCAAACAAUAAAAACUACUAUAUUUAUUGAAAGAUAUUUAAAAAUUCCUCGCAUUUGGCAUGCAGUGGGAAACGUGGAUGUAUAAAACCUAAGGUAUAAAGGCGUUUGGCACAGUUGAACCUCUGUGUGCAACAAGGGGAUAAGCGGUACACUUCCUCAGAAUAUUUGGCAAGAUGAUUGUAGCAGGCGCUCCUUGAACAAAAAAAAGAAAAAUACAUCAUACAUGUACCUGCUAGUAUUAGCAUCGCUUUGGAGUGUGGAACUCAGCGGGGAAGGAACAAAAUCCGGGACUUAUACCCUUCAAUAGAAGACAGGGUUUCUGCAUAUAUUAAUUUUUUUUUUCACAAAUCGAACCUUGAUAGAUCAACAAUGGCAAUGCUACGCUGUACAAAGUCUCACAUGUUUUACAAAGUAAUGAUGAUCCUAUGAAAAAAUGGCAUACCUGCAGCCGCCUUCAUAGCCUGCACGUACCAGCUGCAGGCUAUGCCCCUUAUUACUAUUAAAUUAAAACAUUUACAUUAAAUUAGCAUCAUUAUUAAAUAGCCCCCUCAAGCUUUUUUUUUUCAAUUAAAACCUAAUAUGAUUUCCUACACUAGCACGAUCGUAUAAGGUCGCAAGAACAUGUAUCCGCAAUGGAAGUUUAUUUCCAUGCGUAUUGUAGCACCAAGCAGUAGGAACAUUAAACCACAAGGUCAUGUGAAUGCCUAGAAAAGGCACCGAAAAUCGACACGCAUAUAUCAUGUUUCUGACCCUCCUCUAACUCUUAAAUAAAUUGUUAACAGUUCCAAGUUUCCUUGAGCUGACACAUGCUAUCAUUCAGAUGCCAUUGCUGCAAGAAUACUGUCCAUUUGUCCCACUAAUGCAUACUGAGGUUCAGUUGUACAAACCAAAAUGUGCAUUUAAAAAGCAUUCAAAACAUAAAGGAUGUAGAAAAACAGGAAGUGGCUUGCUCGACACUUUUUUUUUUAUGUUUGGAGCUCGAAUGGGUCUGCACGCAAUUUCUAGUCUGUGUCCAGAAACAAAAGUCUCGUUUGAGAAAAAAAAAAGGAAACGAAAAGAUUUUGGCUGCCGCAUUGCAUAUUAUUGUAAUUUAAAAAAGUUGUGUGUGCGUGUGUAGAAUGUGAUUCCGCAAAUCCACUGCCAGCAAACAUGAAGUGAGAAAUCACACAAUGUUCAUCCACUGAGGUGCACACGUUUGUCAUUUCUCUGUAUAAAUUGUACAUGGAAUAAACGAGUCAAGCUGUA